Messenger RNA from Vespula pensylvanica (western yellowjacket), 1177 nucleotides. Its product is annotated as longitudinals lacking protein-like. The transcript is spliced from 2 exons. NCBI's taxonomy places the organism in Eukaryota, Metazoa, Arthropoda, Insecta, Hymenoptera, Vespidae. Bases 151 to 495 code for a protein of 114 amino acids. The record is from RefSeq and is a predicted model, not a curated record.
AAAAAUUUUUCUUUUCUUUUUUCUAUCUCUUAUAUUAUUUUAGAAAUUGUAUUUUCAAUAGAUCUUUUGGUAAAAGAUCAUCGUUAAAGUAUCCAUUAGAAUGUCUUGUCUAUUAUUAUUAUAAUUACAGUUCAAUUAAUAUCGUCCCAUAUGAAUUUUGAUUUCAGAAAUUCUUCAAUGAGAUUAUUGCAACGAUUCGUAUCGGGGGUAUCCUUCAAAUAUUUAAGAGCGUUGGGUUACAUAAGUUGCCAGAAGGUCACCUAUCCCUGCAAGAACUGCGGCAAGGUCUAUCAUUAUUACUCAAGUUUGGCUAGGCAUCUUAAACACGAGUGUGGGGUCGAGCCGAAGUUUCAUUGUCCGUUGUGCCCCUACAGAACGAAGCAUAAAUCCAGCUUGAACACUCAUCUCAAUGGGAGACAUAUGAAAUUGUUAAACGAGUUUUACGCAUUGCCAAACGGGAACAAAUUGUCUUCGUCCAUGAAUGCAACAAAUUAGGAAGAGAACAAAAAGAAAAUUAACUUACUCGUCAAAAGCAACAAUAAGCAACAGCAACAACAACAAUAAUAAUACAACCAACAAAAAAGAAAUAAGAAAUAAUAAAAACAAUAUUGUUAGGAUUUUCAUUGAUUAGAAGUAUCAUCAUCGAUUAGCCUUAGCUUGCCUAGAUCUCCAAAGCGAGUUUUAUAUUUUAUUUCUGCCAUAGUUGUCAUUUUAAUAGAGUUCAUUAAUAAAGAUUAUAUAUAUAUAUAUAUACAUACAUAUGUAUAUAUACAUAUACGUAUAUAUAUAUAUAUCAACAUUGUACAUAUAAAUAACGUUCGUUAUGUAGAUAGAUCGAUGAUAUAUACAUAUGUAUGUGUCUUUUUAUGUAUAUAGGUAGUACGGCUUUGAUACACUGUGACGAUCGUGAAGAUAUACGAGAUAUAUAUAUAUAUAUAUAUAUAUAUAUAUAUAUAUAUAUAUAAAUGAAAAUAUUGUUUAUACAUUAUAAUCAUUAUUAUAUUACAUGCAAUUGUUCGUAACUAAUAUCUAUUUGUUGAGAAUUUAAAACGACGAUAGAGAGAUAUUAUUAAAUUUUUGAUGAUACUAAAUGGUAUCCAAGAAAUUUUGUAUCAUUCAUUUAGUUUGAGAACAAUACUAAUGCUUACAAAAAAAUACCUUUCUUCUUUCUUUCUUC